AUGGGUUGCGAAUGGGACGUGUGGAUGCCCGGUGGAUGUGAAGGGUUCACUCUCAAUUCAGGUUCGCUCAGGUGGGUGCAACCAUCCUACCAUCCUACCACCCUGCUCCUAUCCGUCGUGCCGUCCUACAUUGUAGGUCCUCGCCUUCUCACUCACGCAUGA
Molecule: messenger RNA, 162 nt
Organism: Colletotrichum orchidophilum
Lineage: Eukaryota; Fungi; Ascomycota; Sordariomycetes; Glomerellales; Glomerellaceae
Exons: 1
Coding region: 1-162 (53 amino acids)
Source: RefSeq, a predicted model, not a curated record